Messenger RNA from Stylophora pistillata, 1802 nucleotides. Its product is annotated as S-adenosylmethionine decarboxylase proenzyme. Gene Ontology annotation, biological process: spermine biosynthetic process; spermidine biosynthetic process. The record is from RefSeq and is a predicted model, not a curated record. Gene Ontology annotation, cellular component: cytosol. Gene Ontology annotation, molecular function: adenosylmethionine decarboxylase activity. NCBI's taxonomy places the organism in Eukaryota, Metazoa, Cnidaria, Anthozoa, Scleractinia, Pocilloporidae.
CUUCAAAUGAGUCCUGGCUUAGACUGUUUUGUUUCAGCUGUUCUUUGAGAGCAGCAUUUUCCUUUUUCAGUGUUUCCUCGUUUUGAAUGAGUUCAGUAAAGUACUCACUAGUAAUAUCUGUCUGGCAAGCUUUACAAUUUAAUUCCUCCACAGUAACACCGGCGUCCAUAGUCUCUUCCAUGGCUGCUUUUGACAGUUCCAUUAAAGCAAUGGCGCCCUCGCUCCUUCGUUCCAGUUCACAAAGUCACGUGAUGUGACGUCACGCUUGAAACGGGUCUAUAAUUGAGGAAAUGAUGAGUCAACAGAGUAGUCCAGAAGACGUUGCAUUUGAACUGGAAAAUUGUCGACUGAAAGAACUUUUAAACAGCUAAAAUAAUUCGUCUUGAAUUUGUUUUAUUUUUGAAUAAGAAGUCUAGAUUUGGUGUUUGCCAGAUAGCCUGUUCAUUUGCCGCGUGUAUUCGAAAAAUGGAAAGCGUGGCGUUUUUCGAGGGCCCAGAGAAACUCCUGGAGAUGUGGUGGACACCGAUAUCAGUGGAACCUGACAGUAGUUGUGGGUUGUCUGGUGAUUUGAGAACCAUUCCAAGUGAGAGCAGCAUGUUUGUGUCCAAAGAACGUCUUAUCCUAAAGACUUGUGGCCAAACAACACUCUUGAAUUGUAUCAAACCACUGAUAGAACUUGCAAAGAAUGAGUGUGGGUUUACUGAAGUGCAGGAUUUCUUUUACUCGCGCAUGAACUACCAAGAACCUAACCUUCAACCUACUCCUCAUCAAACAUUUCAGCAGGAGGUUGAGUGCUUGGAUCAGUUGUUUUCUGAUGGUGCAGGAUAUGCUCUUGGGCGAUUGAAUGGUCCUGACACAUGGUACUUAUACACCUUGCACAACAUUCUUCCUGGAGUAACCCAGCCUGACCAAACAAUGGAGAUUUUGAUGCUUGAUCUUGACCAAGAGGCAAUGAACAAAUUUUACAAGUCAAGUUAUUCUGAUCCUGAUGAAGUGACCAGGGUCACAGGCAUAAGUGAAUUUCUUCCUGAAGCCUUGAUUGAUGCUGCUUUGUUUGAUCCUUGUGGAUAUUCAGCUAAUGGCCUCUUGGAUAACAGCUACUUUAACAUUCAUGUUACCCCACAGAAGGAAUGUUCCUAUGCCAGUUUUGAAACCAAUGUUAAAGUGUCAUGCUACAAGGAGCUGAUAUCCAAAGUUCUUAAAGCUUUUAAGCCUGGACGAUUCCUCAUGACUUUGUUUGCUAACGAGGGUGCACCUUGUGGUUUUUCAUACAAGACUUUUCGAGAAGGAUCUAUACCUGGAUAUCAACUGGAUGAUCUUCAAUUGUCACAAAUGAAGAUGUACAACCUGACGUAUGGCCAUUACAGGAGAAUCGAAGAUAAGCUUCAACAACCUUAACAAGUUUUAACAACCAAGAGGCAUACAUUGUGCACAUUUGCUUUGGAAAUUUUACAACCAGUGGUACACUAAGGCUAAUUAAUGUACACUCGUGUACAGGUACGGUUUUUCGGUGAAGAAAUGUGGUAUAAGAAGGGGGAGAAUAAAAAUCAACUAGAGAAAAUUCUCUAUGCGUGACUGAAUGAAAUAUAACCUAGCAGUCAAAUAAUUCUCUAUUCUUCAUGGCCUAAGGGACAGAAUCUACAUGUGAUUUAAGUUGUAACAUUUGGUAAUGUCUGGUGGCAAGUAAUAGCCAAACUCUAUUUAAACUUGAUGGCUAAUCAGUGUCUUGGCUGUUGCUUUAUAAUGUGAAAAAGAACCUAAGGUGAAUGUUAAGCUGUAAUAAAGUAUCUUGUGCAUCUCAA